Messenger RNA from Salvia miltiorrhiza (redroot sage), 1028 nucleotides. RefSeq lists its product as uncharacterized. Gene Ontology annotation, cellular component: nucleosome. The transcript has 9 exons. Gene Ontology annotation, molecular function: DNA binding; protein heterodimerization activity; structural constituent of chromatin. NCBI's taxonomy places the organism in Eukaryota, Viridiplantae, Streptophyta, Magnoliopsida, Lamiales, Lamiaceae. The record is from RefSeq and is a predicted model, not a curated record. The coding region runs from base 1 to 912 and encodes 303 amino acids.
AUGUCUUUCCUCUCAACAGGCAAGCUCCAUUCGAAUUAUGUUAGGGGUUCUUUCGCUUUUGCCAGAUCUAGAGAGAUACUACAAGUCCUCCGUCCCAGAUUCCAUCGCCGCGGCCAUCUGGUUCACCGCGAUGGUAGCUGCGAGUGCAACCCCAAUCAAGGGCGCCGGAGGCAGGCAAGGCGGCAAGAGGAAGAAAUCAUACCGAAAUCCGUCAAGGUGACGCUCCAAUUCCGGGUUGUGCGCUUCGCUCGUUUUCUGAAGAAGGGGCGCUACGCCCAGGCCCAGCGUAUGGGCACCGGAGCGCCCAUCUAUAUGGCUUCUGUGCUCGAGUACCUUGCCGCUGAGGUGUUGGAAUUGCCGCUGAGGGAGAUUUACAGCUCUCAUAUGUUAGAGUCAGCUAGGCCUAUAAUUGAGUGCUUGUUUAGUUCAAACUUGCGGCAUUCACGUGAUCGAGUGCGGCUUCUUGAGAGAAAGUUAUACUUGUUGAUGGAAAGCGUGAUCAGAAAUGAAGCAAAAGAAACAUCCACUCUAGAAAUAUGUAAUAUUGAUGGAAGAUGGUGCAUAAGCUCGGUUGCUGCAAGGAGUCCAAGUAUUCAGGGAUUAUUGCUGGUAAGUGGUGCAGGUGCAGGAAACCUCGUGGAGCCACUCUCUGCUGUUCCUCUAAAUGAUGAGCUGCAGCAAGCAAGAGAAUCUGUUGCAAAGGCAGAGCAGGAGGUUCUCCUAAAGAUAACAAAGAAGAUGCAAAUAGAUUUGAAUGACAUUGAAAAUAUAUUCAACUGCAUGAUUCAGAUAGACACGGACUUGCUAACUGGUGGUACGGACCCCAUUGUGAAAUCUAGGAUUGCAAAAAAGUUGCAGGGUAAAAGGAUGCAGAUGCUCAUCAACCCAUGGAGCAUAGGAUGUAAACAAUAGGACUUGUUUCCUUCUUUCAUUUUCUUUCUUUUUAGGAAGACACUUCGAAUUAUAUGUUUAUCAAUGUAUCUAUCAUUGUAUGCGAUACAUGAAAAGAUUGUAUUUCAUAAUUCAUU